CCAGUGACGUCAUCGGUGAGCGCCUCGGCUGGCCUUCGAGGUGGGCUCGACUUGUGAGCCUUGAUUUUUGUCAGACAUCUCUCAUCUUAUCUUCUCCCCCCACACCCCUCCAACAACGUCUGUUCGCGAUGACAAUUGGAGGAGAGCCAUCAGCCGAAGUCAGCUGGAUGAUUUCAGAGCUGGUUCCGGUGCGGCCCGACUGACUUGCAAGUUUCAGCUCCUGUGCCGUACAGUGAACAUACAUUCUUGGUCAGGGUGUUGCAAUGAAACCAGCUCAGGAGCGCAACCAGGAGUGCCUGCCUCCUAAGAAGAGGGACCUCCCUGUUAGUAACUGUAGUGGAGCUCCAGGGACAGCGGGAGUGGGCUUGGUCUUGGGUGGAGGAGGAGGAGGAGGAGGAGGAGGAGGCAGUGCCAGUGGUGGCAGUAGUGGUGUUGGAGAGGAUGAAGUGGGUUCCAUCCAGCACUCUGCAGCCAACAGUGACUCUCAGGGUGGAGAGUGGCUGCGAGCUCAGCCAGGACUUCAUUAUGGAGUGGACACUUCUGAGAGCAUACCAACAGUGCCAGUAGACCAAUACAGUAUGCUUUAUAAAGUGGCUCUGCCAUCUGUUACAUAUUCGCCCACCAGUCCUCACCCAGUGUUAAGCCACAUCUCCCCAGCCUACACUUUACAUUCUCCUCUCUUGCAGCAUCCAGGCCUUCCCUAUCCUCCUUUGGGUUACACCCAGCUCCCUCAUUCCUCCCUGCAGUUUGUCAGCUCCCCGUAUGCCGCAGUACCCUACGCUCUUCCCCCCGGCUUCGUCCCUGGUUCAUUAAUCUCCCCCUCUGGCGCCAUCACUCAGGCCCACCUCGUUCCGUACCCGUCUGUCAUACAAGAAGGUGUGGUCUCCCCUCCUCCACAGGCUCAGGUAGCCGCUCACACCUUUGCCAAAGUUUCAGCCUCCAGCGGCGUCCCACUGAUGUUGCCUUCAGAGCAGACCACCCAGCAGCACCUCGGUACUGUCGGAGUCCUGUCUGCCGCAGAGCUCAGCUCGCGGGGAAUGCCGGUCUUCUAUCACCCUCAGGGUGCCGCCAGAGCCACCACCACAACCACCUCCUCCUCCUCCUCCUCCUCCUCCUCCAAGGACCCCCACAGUGGGCUGCUGGAAAAGGAGCCAGAGAUGAAUGGUAGGGUUAAGGAGCAAGUGGCCAGAGAGGUCACACUGGACCACCCCAGCAGGAAUGCACGUCUACAGCAGGGAGCGGCCAUCUCUGCAGCACACGAGUCCAACCAGAAACGCAGGCUGAGCUCACCGGGGCAGCGCAGCACUCCAGACAGUGACCUGGAGGUGCAGCAGGUGGUGGGUAGUUUGGUGGCCUCCAGCAAAAGUGCUGUUGGAGGGCGCAAAGAGGUCUCCUUUGCUCCUUUGAAUCUCUCUCAGAGUGUCCAGAGAGCGAGAGACGUCCAUGGAGAGACCACUUCUGGCCGUGCUGCAUACAUGGCCCAAUCUGUGAGCUACAGUGACCCCAGAGUGACAGGUCUCCAGCAGCAGCAGCAGCAACAACAACAACAACAACCAGGGCAGCCUGCCCAUGCUGUCAUGUUAGCCAACGGGCAGCCAGUGUUAAUCCCUGUGGAGUAUCACCCACAGCAUCAGCCUCCAGCAGCACAGCAGCACUAUCCAGCACAGGCUAAUGAUGGCUCUCCUAAGCCCAUCUUUAAAGCCUCAGAUCCUUCAUCCAGAGCGUGCCUGCCUGAGAGGGCUGUGGGCGAGCCAGUGGCAGCUCAGCAGCUGCAGCCUGCUGUCCAGCCUCCUGCUGAGGUGACCCAGGCCUUGGCUUCCAACACCGUCCCUGUCCCGGCUUCCAGUAACCCAUCGCACUUCAUGAAGGGAGCCAUUAUUCAGUUGGCCACCGGUGAGCUGAAGCGUGUGGAGGACUUGCAGACUCAGGACUUUGUGCGGAGCGCCGAGCUGAGCGGGGGGCUCAAGAUUGACUCCAGCAUGGUUGUGGACAUCCGUGCUAGCCAGCAGAGGCCUGGCCUUGUGACUCUCCACUUUACCGUGGGGGAGCAGCAGAGCAAAGUGACCAUUGACGUCCCCCCGGAGCACCCCUUUUUUGUCUUUGGUCAAGGCUGGUCGUCCUACAGCCCGGAGCGCACCACCCAGCUCUACGGCUUGGCCUGCCAUCAGAUGCAAGUAGGUGACGUGUGCGUGUCAAUCACCCUGCAGCAGCAACCGCAGCAGCAGAAAGCAGCGCAACACCAUCACCACCACCAACAGCAGAACCUGUCCAGGACUUUGAGCAAAACCACCACCGCGUCAGAACCCAGUCACCAGCUCAUGGGGCCUCCUGCCCCACAGCAGUCACGUCCUCCUCAGGCUCAUUUCAGGAUAGAGCGCAUGCACAGAGACAGGACCAGGGAUGCCGACAAAGACAUGGGCGACAAGGAAGAAGCCACACACAUGGGGGGCGUCGGUCACCCCGACCCCCCUGUCAGACCAAGUAGGACCUCAGGUGAGCACGCCAGGAGUCAGAGCGGCUACCAGUUGCACACAGACGCCUCUGCCUUGGGGGCCAUGCUGGGUGCUUCUCACAGGCGCUGGUCUUCUCCUGGCCUCCAAAGAUACAAUAUGAAGGGGGAGACAGGCUCAUGUCCUCAAAUCAGCGCCUCUGGACACAUCCGGCCCUCGUUUAUCCCCCAGGAGGUCAAACUGUCCAUUGAGGGACGCUCUAAUGCAGGGAAGUAGCAUCAUCAUCAACAUCAUCGUCUUUUGGUAGCAACUAUGGAGGAGACCUGCUGUUGGUGUCAUGACAAGGAGAGGAAAAAAAGAGAAUGUAGCCUGAGAAUGUUGAAGAUUUUUGCACAUUCAACUAGAAAAAAAAAUCUUGUUCCGGCUCUGUGCCGCUCAGCACAAAGGAGAACUUUGAGGUUUCCCACGAUGCUGAAUUCUUAAGUAGGUUUGUCCUCUCUGUCACCACUUCCUCAUUUGGAACGCCCGCACUUCCUGGUUGGACAAGCCUUCGACGACACCGGAUUCCGUUUGGAGCCCUAUAAUCUCUUAUCCAUUCCUGAGAUUGUGUCUGUUCUUUGAAAUGCAUUGAUCUUAAAGAAACAAGGACAUAUGUUGUUGGGCGCUAGCUGUCAGCGUACGUCACAUGACGAUGACAAAGAAGUCUUACAAUCCAAUUAGUGAGGAAACAAUCAGUGUCUAUACACACACUCUUUCUCU
Dunckerocampus dactyliophorus (ringed pipefish) is the source of this 3209-nucleotide messenger RNA. It is a transcript of the gene atxn1l, whose product is annotated as ataxin 1-like. The transcript has 3 exons. NCBI's taxonomy places the organism in Eukaryota, Metazoa, Chordata, Actinopteri, Syngnathiformes, Syngnathidae. The record is from RefSeq and is a predicted model, not a curated record. Gene Ontology annotation, cellular component: nucleus. Gene Ontology annotation, biological process: regulation of DNA-templated transcription; anatomical structure development. Bases 264 to 2726 code for a protein of 820 amino acids. Gene Ontology annotation, molecular function: protein binding; RNA binding.